Messenger RNA from Gasterosteus aculeatus aculeatus (three-spined stickleback), 2700 nucleotides. It is a transcript of the gene eif3ba, whose product is annotated as eukaryotic translation initiation factor 3, subunit Ba. The record is from RefSeq and is a predicted model, not a curated record. Gene Ontology annotation, molecular function: RNA binding; translation initiation factor binding; translation initiation factor activity. Gene Ontology annotation, biological process: translational initiation. Lineage: Eukaryota; Metazoa; Chordata; Actinopteri; Perciformes; Gasterosteidae. Gene Ontology annotation, cellular component: eukaryotic translation initiation factor 3 complex.
CACCGGUUGAGGACCGUCAGCCUCUUUAUUUUUGGGAUUCUUGCUCCGUAGUAGCGAGCAACCCGUCUCGUGGUACCUGAUAAAUGCAAGAUACGGUGGAUAUGGUGGACGAUCCCGAUUACGACGAGGAGGAGCCCUCCUUCAGCGACCCGGAGGACUUCGAGGACGACAUCGAGGAUGAGGAACUCCUCGAUGACAUCCUGAGGGAGAAGCCCCAGGAGGCUGACGGCAUAGACUCGGUGGUGGUGGUGGACAAUGUCCCUCAGGUGGGGCCGGAGCGUCUGGAGAAACUCAAGAACGUCAUACACAAGAUUUUCUCCAAGUUUGGCAAGAUCAACACCGAGUUCUACCCAGAGGCUGACGGCCUGACCAAAGGGUACAUCUUCUUGGAGUAUGGCGGCCCCAGCCAGGCCCUGGAGGCGGUAAAGAACGCGGAUGGAUACAAACUUGACAAACAGCAUACGUUUCGGGUGAACCUCUUCACCGACUUUGACAAGUACAUGAACAUCAGUGAUGAGUGGGAAACUCCAGAGAAGCAGCCGUUUAAAGACUUUGGAAAUAUGCGCCAUUGGAUUGAGGACACGGACUGUCGUGACCAGUACAGUGUGAUCUACGAAGCUGGAGAGAGGACCGCCAUAUAUGACAACGAUGCUAAGGAGCCAAUCGUAUCAGAGGAGAGAGCCCGCUGGACGGAGACGUACGUGCGCUGGUCUCCUAAAGGCACCUACCUGGCCACCUUCCACCAACGGGGCAUUGCAUUGUGGGGCGGUGAGAAGUUCAAGCAGAUUCAGAGGUUCAGCCAUCAAGGCGUGUCCCUCAUUGACUUCUCACCAUGUGAGAGGUACGUGGUGACCUUCAGUCCACUGAUGGACACAAAGGAGGACCCACAGGCCAUUAUCAUCUGGGACAUUCUGACCGGACACAAGAAGAGAGGUUUCCACUGCGAGAGCUCUGCACACUGGCCCAUAUUCAAGUGGAGCCACGAUGGAAAGUUCUUUGCUAGGAUGACUUUGGACACGCUGAGCAUCUAUGAGGCACCAUCAAUGGGUCUGCUUGACAAGAAGAGUCUCAAGAUUUCCGGGAUCAAAGACUUCUCAUGGUCCCCCGGUGACAACAUCAUAGCAUUCUGGGUACCCGAGGACAAAGACAUCCCCGCCAGAGUGACUCUGAUGCAGAUGCCUACCCGACAGGAGAUCCGCGUCCGAAACCUCUUCAAUGUGGUCGACUGCAAACUGCACUGGCAGAGAAAUGGAGACUACCUGUGUGUAAAAGUGGACCGGACUCCCAAAGGAACACAGGGCGUCGUCACCAACUUUGAAAUCUUCCGCAUGAGAGAGAAGCAGGUUCCUGUCGAUGUGGUGGAGAUGAAGGAAGGCAUCAUUGCGUUCGCAUGGGAACCCAACGGCAGCAAGUUCGCUGUCCUCCACGGAGAGUCUCCCCGAAUCAACGUCUCCUUCUACCACGUCAAAAACAACGGCAAGAUAGAGCUCACAAAGACGUUUGACAAGCAGCAGGCCAACAGCAUCUUCUGGAGCCCCCAGGGACAGUUUUUGGUGCUGGCUGGACUCAGGAGUAUGAAUGGAGCUCUGGCCUUCGUGGACACGUCGGACUGCACCUUGAUGAACAUAGCGGAACACUACAUGGCCUCUGAUGUGGAGUGGGACCCGACCGGCCGCUACCUCGUCACCUCCGUCUCCUGGUGGAGCCACAAGGUGGACAAUGCAUACUGGCUGUGGACGUUCCAGGGCCGUCUGCUCCAGAAGAACAACAAGGACCGCUUCUGUCAGCUGCUCUGGAGACCCAGACCUCCUACCCUGCUCAACAUAGAAGAUAUCAAGACGAUCAAGAAGGAUCUCAAGAAGUACUCCAAGAUCUUUGAGCAGAAGGAUCGUCUGAGCCAGUCGAAGGCUUCUAAGGAGCUGGUGGACAAGCGCAGGUCCAUGAUGGAUGAUUACCGUAGCUACAGGGAGACUGCACAGCAGACCUAUCUGGAACAGAAGAGCUUGCGCCUCGAGCUCAGAGGAGGAGUGGACUCUGAUGAGCUGGACAGCAAUGUGGAAGACUGGGAGGAGGAGACCAUUGAGUUUUUUAUCAACGAAGAAAUCAUUCCCCUUGGAGAUCUGUAGUCCCUUCGCAGUCAAUCCGUUUUUGUGUGGAAGGAGGAGAGAGGAACUGCGUCAUUGAUUGGAGGACGACAACCACGCUGUGAAUUUUAGGGUUCAAGAACCUUAAUAUUCAUAUUUAGCGACAUCAUCAGAGCACGCCUUGUGGAUCAGCAGCCACAUCCAGAGACAAGAGAGGAUACUUUGUAUUUAAUAUUUUCUCUUUGUCUCAGAGCAUCAUUUUUUUUAUUUUUUUUGUGGAACUUGGUAUUUAGUAAUACUGCCUCCUUUUUUUUUAUAUUCACCAACCGGAGUAACUCGCUCACUAAUCUCAGCCCCGCCUCUUAUCGGACCUUCUUUUUUCCAGGGGUCUGUGUUCUGAACUAGCCUCACUGUGCGAGUGUGUUAUCACAGGUUAGCACAGGGUGCCAUGCCAGCGGGGGGGGGCGGGGAUGUGACUAAACGAGGGGCCUUUGUUAGAGAUGUGCUGAUGUGGCGCUAUAGUGGCCUGUAUCCUCCUCCUUUCAGAUUAGCCUUUCACACAGGGAGUGCGUGCGCAGUGGGAAUGACUUUAAAUAAACCUUCAAACACAAUGCUA